Molecule: messenger RNA, 4603 nt
Organism: Amphibalanus amphitrite
Lineage: Eukaryota; Metazoa; Arthropoda; Thecostraca; Balanomorpha; Balanidae
Product: protein hu-li tai shao-like
Exons: 14
Coding region: 216-3227 (1003 amino acids)
Cellular component (GO): plasma membrane; cytoskeleton; postsynaptic density
Molecular function (GO): actin filament binding
Source: RefSeq, a predicted model, not a curated record
CCUUGACGAUGGGAGUGGCGGCGUCCGACGACGACAUCCAUUGUGGUUAGCAACUGAUCUUCAGAAUAUCUGUUAUUUUAUAAACUAUUUAUUUUUUGACGAAGUUUUAAUUAUCAUUUCUCCACGCAUCGUCAUCGGCCGUUUCAAAGGGUGACUGUGAAGCCGUCUUCCGAGUGAAGAUAUAUUGACAUCAGGGACGUACCGACACAAGCCGGAUGGACGUGCCGGCGGCUACGAACGGCGGCGGUGGUGACGCCAAUGGCGGCCUCACGGAGGAGGAGCUCGAGAGGCAGAGGAUGAGACCAGCGGAGGUCGACGCAGACAUGAGGGAGAUGACCAGACGGAAACGGGUCGACGCCAUCCUCAGCUCCAAGUCCUUCAAGUCGGAGCUGGAGCGCCUGGUGGAUGAAGGCGUGAUCGACGGUAACUCUGUUGGCGGCUGUCUGGAGCACAUCUCAGACAUGAUGGGCCUCGUCCGAGGCGGCGUCUCAUCCACACAGAGCCAGCAGUGCGUGCAGCCGAUUGCCGAUCUGCGCGGCGCCGACGCCUCCCAGUUCUCCAAGACGGAGAAGAUGCUGCGCUGCAAGCUUGCCUCGCUGUUCCGUGUUAUCGAUAUGCACGGCUGGGCACAGGGCGUGCACGGACACAUCACAGUGCGGCUGAACCAGGAGCAGGACCACCUGCUGGUGAACCCGCACGGCCUGCUCUACAGCGAGAUCACCGCCUCCACGCUCAUCAAGGCCGACCUGCAGGGCUCUGUGCUGCACCCGGGCAGCACGGGACUCGGUCUGAGCGCGCCGGCCUACGCCCGGCUGGCGGCCGUGCACGCGGCGCGGCCCGAGCUGCGCUGUGUGCUGCACGUCCAGCAGCCGGCCGUGGUGGCCGUGUCAGCGCUGAGGGCCGGCCUGCUGCCUCUCACGGAGGACGCCGCCGCGCUGGGAGCCGUCGCCGUGCACCGGCCGCAGGGCGCUGACCCCGAGCUGCGCGCCCUCACCGCCGACCUCGGCACGGAGAGUAAGGUGAUGAUGGUGCAGAAUGCUGGAGCCAUCUGCGCAGGAGAGACCGUCGAGGAGGCCUUCUUCCUGCUGGGCAAACUGGUGGCCGCCUGUGAGAACCAGGUCCGCAUGCUGCCGCUCGGCCUGGACAACCUGACCCAGCUAGACGAGGAGGAGCAGCGGCGCGCCUAUGAGGCAGCGCGCCGUCCGCCGGCGCCGGCUACCGAGCCAGCCAGUCCCGAGUCGCCGCGCGCCGCGCCCUGGAGGCUCGGCGAGCUCGAGUUCGAGGCUCUGAUGCGCCAGAUGGACAGCGCCGGCUACCGGACCGGCCACGUGUACCGACACGCGCUGCGCGGAGAGUUGCCACCGAACCAGAGUGACGUGGAGUACCCGCCGGCCGCCGUCGGGUACGCGCUGGACACAGACGACAUCUUCAAAUACAGCCCGAUGCGGAAGAUCGUGGCCGGUGCGCGGGCCGGCGAACGGACCCGGUGGCUCAACUCGCCCAACGUCUACCAAAAGGUCGAGCUGGUGGAGUCGGGCUCCAGCGACUCCAAGACCGUCACCAAGGUAUCGGUGGUGAAGGGCGACCAGUAUUGCCCGUGCUCUGUCGGCUUUGAAUACAUGAUUUGGGGACCUUCUGUGUGUGGUGUGUCUCUGUUCUGUCUCCCGGUGGUGGCUAACCCGCACCGUCCCGAGCUCGGGUGUGCUGAACGGCGUCCGGACCGCCCGCGCACGACUGAGGCGGCUCGUCUCCCGCCGGCUGCUGCUGCUGCUGCUGACAAAUGGGUGGCGGCCCCCUCGCCAGCCUCGGGUAGCACCCCCGUGAAGGUGGACUCUGCUCUCCAGUUUGUGCCGAAAAACACCAGUCCUAAGGAGUUCAGGCAGCUGCAGAAACAGAUCAAGGAGAACCGCCGGUCAGGCGAGGUCAGCGCCGGACCGCAGUCCCACCUCCUGGAGGGUGCGGCCGGGUCAGAGGUCAGCCAGCGGCAGGACGACGCCCGGUCACACACCGGCGACCAGGUGGUGCUGGUUGGGGCCGCCUCCAAAGGGAUCAUCCAGCGCAGCCACCAGCAUCACGCCGCCGUCUACCGGGCGCCGUACGCAGCCAAUCCCUUCGACGGGGUCACAGACGAAGAACUGGAGGAGUACCGCCAGACGGUGGAGCGGAAGAGUCGGGAACAGAGCGCCGAAGCUGAGACAGCCUCGCAGUCUGCAUCUGAUCUGAAUCGCCGACCGACCGAUCACUGCCACCCGGCACAGCUCCUUGAGCCGCAGCCCGGGCCCGCUGAGCCGCCACAGCCGCAACAGUUUGAGCCGCCGCCUCAGCAGCAGUUUGAGCCGCCGCACCCGCAGCAGUUUGAGCCGCAGCCUCAGCAGCAGUUUGAGCCGCAGCCUCAGCAGCAGUUUGAGCCGCGUCCGGUGCGCCAGCGGGGCCCGGAACACGCCGAGCGAGUGCUGCUCACCAGUGACGGAGAGGAGGCGGAGCUGAGCAGCGGCUCGGCGCCACCAGGUGACGGAGCGGAGACGGCCCGCCGAGACCCGCCCGGUGACUAUACUGACCGCUACACGCCCGGCUAUACCGACCACUGCCCGACCUUCGCCGCUGCCGACGCCGCCUCUGACGAUGUGUUCGGUCCCGCCUCUGCCGGCUUCGAGUUUGACCCUGCUAUCAGUAACGCCUCUGCCGCCCUGAUGUUUGAGCCUGACGACGGCAUGAGCCCGGCUGUUUACUCUCGCCACGCUGCCGCAGCCGCUCUCUCUGCUACUAAUUCAUCUGCUUCUCCCAUCCCCGGCGCACCCUCUACGGGUGUCCCUGCUGUCCUCUCUCCUUCCCUAGCGUACGACUCUGUCUCACGUGGCCUUUCUCCUCUAACUCAACAACCGCUAACUCCACCCGUCCCACCCGUCAUGCAGCCCGGCCAGCCUCCUCUAACUUCGCCGUCCCUUACUCCCCUAGCUCCACCCGCCGCGCAGCCCGGCCUGCCUCCGCUAACUCCGCCCGCUGCGCAGCCCGGCCUGCCACCGCUAACUCCGCCCGCCCAGCAGUCCGGCCCGGCCCAGGACACCGAGCCGCAGCAGUUCUCGCAAUCGUCACCUCUUCACCCGAUGCAUGUGCCGCCCCCGAGGAGCUCCCGCGGCCACCGCGGCUCGGACCGGCGCGGCCCACGCACCAUGCCGGCCCCUCUGUCGGCCACUGGCAAACGAGGAGUUCGCGUGUCCGCCCUCUGAUGGCGCCCCAGUCGCGGCAGACCGGUAAUAUCAGCUGGCAGACCUCCAGCCGUGCCAUGAGACAGUCGAGCAGUGCACUAAGUGGUGUUAGAGUGAGUGUGCGAGGGUCGAGGAUGCAGGUUUUAGGUGUUGGUUGAAUAUCGAGUGGUGAAAUUGAAAUCUACACAGCUGAGAGUCAUUUUCGCAGUCCGUAUUUCGAAAAGUUGCAUUGCAAAAUGUGAGGCUUGGCCGAUAUCAAUAUAGACCACAAGGACGUGCCAAGGAGUGCAAUGUUAUUUGCUAGUUAUUCAUCAGUUCAUAGUUGACUUCCUUGGUUUCACGGAAAUUUCCAUUACUUUGCUUGUCUGGUGUGAGCGGUCGUUAUAAGUCAAGCGUGCUAACUUUUUUAUUUUGUCCUAAUGGAUAAAUGGGUGGCUAAUUAGCUAUGGGCCCAGGUGCCCCCUAAGCAGUGCUUGUUGCGAAUGACACCACGAACCCACCACCCCACCUUAUGGCCUGCUGUUAAGAUUAAAUUAUCGGCGAAAAUGAAUAAUUGUAGCUAGAAUUUCAAUCCCUUUAUCUGCGGCUAUGGUGCUCAUUAUUGACGAAAAACCCUACGUUUCCCUGCCACGCUGAUCGGUUAAACCGUAAUUCACUCACGGGCAUUGCCAACAGUUCCAUAGGCGUAUAUUCAUUAGCCAACAACAAAUAAAUAUUCGAAAUGUAACAGGCUGACCUUUUCCGUAAUCGAUCGAUACGUUUCAGCAUUUCGUACCAAACAGUGCCAAACUUGACGUAUUGAAACGACCAGUGCCAUUUUAAUUGCAUUCUUAGUGCCAUUGGUGCAAUAACGCAACGUUUAGCCUUAGUUCAUGCCAUAUAGUUAUGUAACUAUAACGCUAUACGUUUGCGCAGUACUGUUAAUCAGGUAGCACUGUUUUGCUUUCCGUCCUGACUUCCCUCCUUGCGCUUUUCAAGUUUGCGGAAUUCUCAAUAAUAAUUCAUGCUCCUGAAAAUUGGGCACCGUAGCCGGCAUUUAAAAUUGUGUUACUUUUGAGACCACUUCCUUCUCUCCUACCUCCGGAUUUUUCUUUCCAAACUUAUUUUGUUGCUAGUGUAGUGUGCUUGGUAGAGUGUGUUAGCCGAGGGUGUGGUUGCAUGCUGAGUUAUAGUCGAAGUGUGGCCACAUGAGUCCCUAAUCCUAUGUGGGCACCGGCACAGCUGUGCGGUUUAUGUCCGUAAACCUCUGCUGUGAGCGAGAUGCCUGCUAACAGAGAGCCCCACUGGCACUACCAGUGUCUAGUACGGCUGACUAGAUCUGAUUAUGCGGUGCUGGUUAGGUUAGAGUCCCCUCUUGCCGCCAUUAGAGGAGUGUAAAUAUACGCGUCACCGUCCAA